AGAAAUUCUCUGGUUCAUAGUCAAUUUUUUGGCUGAAGUAAGGCAGCCUUGAAAGCGCUUUGCCAGUUGAGGGGCUGAAUAUAGCGUGACGGUACCGAGAUUUGCAAUGAGCUGCAACUUGAUCGAUCCUUAUUCAUUUCCAGCGAUAUAGACAUCAGGGGGUUAUUUGAUCGGCAAUGUAUCCUUCGCAAGAGCGCCUGAAGCAGACCACAGAACUAGUCACGGAGGUCCCUGGUUGCCGACCGCUCAACCGUGAUCAGUCGCUGUACGAGGUGCCAGUGCGAAUGCGCGACGGCCGCAUAACAAACCUGCGCAUCAGCCUGCCGCCAAACUUUCCCCAUGGUAGGCCAGCGCUGUCAGUGACCCACCCCAUCCGGCACCCUUGGGUGGAUUCCGCGGGCCGCCUGUCCUUCCCUGCCCUCGACGGCUGGGCCCCCGGCCGCUCCAGGAUCGCCGCCGUUGUGGCCGAAGCCAGCACCAGCCUCUCGGGGCAGCCCGCCCGCUCUGAUGCAUCCCCUAGCCCCCAGCGGCCCAGCGGCGCCAGCCCGGCCUUGGCCCCGGUGCCGCGGUUGGCGGCGUCGCCGAGCAGAGCGCCGACGGUGCCGAGCGAGUUCCAGGAGCUGGCCGCCAUGAGCAUGGACGACCUCACAGAGUUGCUCUGCGAUGAGGCCAAGUACACCACCUUUGUGCAGAAACAGACCGCCAAAACCCACAUCGCCCAGGUGAAAGCCCAGCUGCGGCGUGGGAAUGCAGAGCUCGCUCGGGCAAACCUGGCAAAGGAGGGCCUAUUGGGAGAGCUGCGGAAUCAGAUUGCCAUCAUCAGGUCAUCGGAGUAUGCGGCAGUGAAGGAGUCAUUUGAUGAGAAGUACAAGCGCCAGCAGGCAGUGAUUCAGCCGCUGCAGCCGUCCGCACUCAUCGCUACUCUUGAUCGAGCCGCCAGCCAGGCCGACAAGGACAGCGACCAGGUGUAUGAGAGCUUCCUGAAGGGCGAUGUCACCGUGGAUGUGUUUGUGCCUCAGUAUGUGAAGGCGCGCAGCCUGUUCCACCAGCGCGAGCUGAAGAAGCAGGCAGCACAGCAGACCCUCUGACAGUGAUGGUCGUAGUGAGCCUAGAGCAAGGCACAGUUUGGAAACAUGGCGUUUUCUAAACAUAUUAAAUACUGCAGAUGCAGACAUUGGCAGUUGCCGUUUUGCAUGGCGUGACUAGCGGGUGGGUGCGGCAAUUAUUGAGGUGGCAUUUGCUAGCCAGAGCUUGCUGCUGGGAACAUCAUUGUUCCAGAUAUUGGGCAUGUACAGUAGAAUGAAACCCUGAACCAUGCAUCGUGUCGUGUACAUUAUCGUCUGUAAUGUCAAAGAGCUGGCCCAAGGGCUAGCCCUGAAAAUAAUUUC
Molecule: messenger RNA, 1388 nt
Organism: Coccomyxa subellipsoidea C-169
Lineage: Eukaryota; Viridiplantae; Chlorophyta; Trebouxiophyceae; Coccomyxaceae
Exons: 7
Coding region: 177-1088 (303 amino acids)
Biological process (GO): protein targeting to vacuole; ubiquitin-dependent protein catabolic process via the multivesicular body sorting pathway; protein targeting to membrane
Cellular component (GO): ESCRT I complex
Source: RefSeq, a predicted model, not a curated record